CAACGCACCUCUUUCCUUUUCAUCCAAAGUUUGUUACAUAAAGUAUCGAGACCCUUCCAGUGUUGGGGUGGCACAGCAUUUAACCAACACUGUAUUUAUUGACCGAGCUCUUAUUGUUGUGCCAUGUGCAGAAGAUCACUAGACUGGCCCAGGCGUUACACUACUACACUAGCCUGACUCAAGGCAUUGUUUUCCAAGCCACUAUACCCGCCGGGGCCCACGCUGCCUUCAAGGGGGGAAUGUGACCAGGAGCGUAGCCGCUGAACCUUCCAAGAUGGACACCUUGUCUCUUUUUUUGUUUUAUUUUAUUUUGUUUCUUUGUUUUUAUUUCUCUCACAUGUUGUCCCUUUUUGCCUCUUAGAAGAGUUGCAUAUUCAUUGUGUUGUUUUUCUUUUUCUUUUUUUUCUGUCCCCUUGUCCCUCGUUCCCCAACCCCACAGUUGCUCCUUUGCCUGUCUUUGAAAGCUGUCCAGGUUGACUUGGCGCCCAGUAUUGGAGGAAAGUUUGAACGUGAUGCAGCCAACAUGAACGGUUGUCUUGUGUUGCACACCCUUUCCAACACUGCGAAACGAUCGCCCCAGGGAGAAAAGCGUCCAUGCUUGAUAUCGUAUGGUUCAUGACCAAUAUGUUUCCAGUACAGGAAAAAUCCCUGAAGAGACAAAGGCCCUCUCGCUUUUGGCCCCUGCCGUGCCUGUCGCAAGCCUGAUGAGCGGUGGUGGACUUCUGCCUAUCCCCAGUCCUACUACACUACAGAACCGAAGUCUUCCUUUAGCUAAUCUGGGGGUCUUGAAGUCUAGUUUGGAGACAUCUGUGGCAGCUGUCAGUGGAAGGACAUCACAGCCUCCACUCAUUGGCAAUGUUGAUCCUUCGAAAAUCGAUGAGAUCAGAAGGACCGUCUAUGUCGGCAACUUGAAUUCACAGACCACCACGGCUGAACAGCUACUUGAGUUCUUUAAGCAAGUUGGAGAUGUACGGUUUGUUAGGAUGGCCGGAGACGAAACUCAACCUACACGUUUUGCCUUUGUGGAAUUUUCUGAUCAGGAUUCAGUGACACGAGCUCUUACCUUUAAUGGUGUCAUGUUCGGAGACAGACCACUUAAGAUUAACCACUCCAAUAAUGCCAUAGUGAAACCUCCAGAGCCCACAGCACAGGCCGCAGCCAAAGAACUGGAGGAUGUGAUGAAGAAGGUCAGAGAGGUUCAGUCGACAAUCGCUGCUGCUAUUGAGCCAGUGGAGGACAAGAAGCGGCCGUCUAGCAGAUCCAGGCAUACCAGAAGAUCCAGAUCUCGCUCCCAGUCACACUCACAAAGAAAGCGAUCCAGAUCCAGACACAGGGGUCACCUAUCCCAGAGGUCUCGACAGAAAGUGAACGACUUGCGAGGGUCCGACAGAAGAUGCUCACGGUCCCGAGAAAAAAAACACAGCCGGAGUCGAUCUCACUCUAGGGACAGGAGGAAGGCGAAAGAAGGAAAGUUGCGGAAAAAUCAAAAUGGGGAUGACAAGAGACCGAGGGAUAAAAAAAGAAGAACGCCUUCUAAAGGUUACUGCGUAGCAAGACGCUCCAGCAGUACAAGCAGAGGUAACAAAAGAAGCAAAUCUCGAUCGCCAAGGCGGAGAGCCAGAUCACCAUCGCCAAGAAGAGGGAAGAAGGAUAGAAAGAAAGAAACAUUGUGGGACGCUAGCAAGGGAAGAAGAGAGAGCUCAGGAUUGAGGAGGAAACGCAGAGAUUCCGUUCACAAGACGAAUCCCUCACAGGUGGAGAGGAGCUAUGAGGAGGUGGACCAUGAGUAUUACAGCGACGUUGAGGGCUCAGGCUCUGUGGCCAGUAAUGAGAAAUCUCCCCAAGCUCAUCACAACGGCAGCUACAGGAGCACUUACGCAGAAGAGGACGACCUCUCUGCUGCCGAGUGAUUACAGACUGUCAUGAAAUGCCAAGAACUGCGUUUAAUGGUAGUGGACAGCGCAUCAGUGCAUUUUAUUGUAACAGCGGUCACUCCUUUUGAAACUUUUUCCUCGUGUUCAUUGGUGUGUGUGAUUGUAUGCUUCUAAAAUCUUUUACAGAACAUUAUUUGCUGCUGUGAAUAUGCUAACUGUCAUAUGAUAUUCAUAUGGAAGAAAAAUUAAAGUUUCGGAUACAUGUUUAGCAUGGUGAGAGCAAUGGCGUAUUGAAAGGAGUGGGUUGAGGUUGCGUUAAAAACGAGUUUUCACAUUCGUUUUCUUUUGCAUGUAAUGUGUUUCAGCCUAAAUGGAAAGUUAUUGUUUUAUGCUAUUUUUGUGUGCGCUUUGCUUUUUCUUACUACUCGUGUAACAGUUUUUAUUUUAGGGUGGAAAAAAGCCUUACAGAAAUCCUGUAUUGCAUAAACAAGGAAACAGUCCACGAUUCAACUUUUGCUUAAUAACUUGAGAAAGUAAUGCUUAUUUAAAAAUGUACAGUUUUUAACAGUUUUUAUGUUCAAACGUGAAAAAAACAUUGUUAAAUGUGUAGAGAAUAAUCAUGGUAAAAGUGCCUAGACAGAUUGUGUGGCAAAAAGAUAUUUAUAAACAUUGUAAAUCAAAGUCGUAACGGAUUUAUAUAUCUUGUGCUAUAACCUUAAUAUUAUAGUGUGAAAUGCUUAAUUUUAUCUUUAUUUUUAACAGUAUUUUGCUUAAAUCAGUGAAUAGAGACCUACAGUAAUAUGUGGUAUGUGUUAUAUAUUUGUUGUGAGAAGUCUGGCGAAUACAGGACAGUAAAGCUGUCUCAUUCAGAACAACUACAAUUUAAAUCUUUAUGCUUCUGAAUAUUAUUUAUUUUUAUAUGAAGUAUUUUUUGUUCAUUCUAAUAGUGAGUGGGUAUAUACUAUAUAUAACUAUGUAUUUGUUAGUAGCAGGAAUAUGAUUAAGAUGAAGACGAUGCUUUGACAUUUACAAGCGGUGUCAUUCCGUACAUGUAUAAACAGAUUUCCCAACACAAAAUUGCUAUUAAAGAAAUGAUACCUGA
Molecule: messenger RNA, 2976 nt
Organism: Triplophysa dalaica
Lineage: Eukaryota; Metazoa; Chordata; Actinopteri; Cypriniformes; Nemacheilidae
Gene: srek1
Product: splicing regulatory glutamine/lysine-rich protein 1
Exons: 13
Coding region: 609-1910 (433 amino acids)
Cellular component (GO): nucleoplasm
Molecular function (GO): RNA binding
Source: RefSeq, a predicted model, not a curated record